Messenger RNA from Prunus armeniaca (apricot), 3321 nucleotides. The record is from the annotation of a GenBank genome assembly. NCBI's taxonomy places the organism in Eukaryota, Viridiplantae, Streptophyta, Magnoliopsida, Rosales, Rosaceae.
AUGGGGAAGCACUCGAGUUUGGGCUCUGCUUCCGAGGCCACAGUGUUCAUAGACACCAGCCUCGGCACCCACCUCGCCGUCACCGUCUCCCACCACGACACCGUUUCGGCAUUCAAAAGGAGAAUAGAAUAUGAACAUCAAUCGUGCUUUACUAGUAUGGGGAAUUUCACAGUUGAAGCUCUAAAGGUAAAGCGGAAAGGAUGCUUUUAUCACCUAUCAGAUUCCAUGCUUGUUAAAAAUGCGUUUAGUGGGGUCAACAAGAACUGGUUUCUGUAUGCUGAUGCUUCUGAUGUUCCUAGAAAAAGGUUGUCCAAUUUCAAGGAUUCGAUCCCAUUGCUACUUGAGGGCAACGAACGUGCUAAAGAGAAAGUUACUACAGCUGAUCAGAAUGGUUCAGUUGAUUUUGCAAGAGAAACUUCACAAAAUUUGGAGAUAGGGGUCAAACAUUCUGAUAAUGAUCAUUGCACAACUUCAGUUCGUGAGACAAUUAAUAGGCCAGAACGUGAAAUACAGGAGGACCACAGACUAUGUAGUGAGGGAUACAGAGUUCCCACAACACAAGAACGCAAGGAAGAUGGCUCAAGGAAAGAAAGUGAUGUCCAACGCAAUGUCUCUUUGGAAAAGGCUUCACCUUCUGUAAAGAAAGGACAAUGUAAGACAAAACAGAGAAAAAAAGAAACAGUGCAUUUAAAAGAAAACGAUGCUUCAGUUCAUGGAUUUGGUAAAGAACAGUCACAUGCGGAUAGUAUCCCUCCUGAAAUUUCACCAGGCAAUCAGAGUAGAGAUUUUUCAUGCAAUAUGACGAAUGAAAACAAAAAUGCCACGGAAGAACCUUGCAGGAGUUCGGCUUCUACUAUGGAUAACAGGUCAGAUUCCAGAAUUCAUGGGACUAAUGAUACAUCCAAAGAAACUGAAGGUCCAGGAAAACACAUCAAGAGUAGAAAGAAUACAUCAGUGGAAGAGGCUUCACAAUCGCAGCCUGCGGCAAAGAAAAAGCGCAAGUUUGAAAGCAUAUCUGGUCUUGAGGAUUCACUGAAAGAAAACAAUGUCUUGAUUUGUGAUUCUAAUAAUGAGACUUCCAAGCCAGAUAUUGCAUCUGAGUUCUCUUUAUUGGACAAACAGAAAAAUGCAAAUGCAAUCUUAGAUGGUGUAACUGCUGAAUCUUCUGAUUUGUUGACCAACAGUUCCAGCAGGAACAAGAAAAAGAGAAAGAAAUCAUCAAGUUCUCUCAAUCAAGUAAUUCCUGCUGCUCCUUCUGAAAGAGAUGUUAUGGAAGAGAAAUCUAAAGUUGCUGCUGCAGGAAUUAAUGAUAAAAAUUCUGGUGGAGAAGAUGAUAUAGCAUCUGUCAAUGAGCAAGAGUUGCGGGAAAAUGAUGAAGUACCCUCGUCACUAGAUGUUAAUAAUAUUACUGAUGCUGGCAAUGUGGAAAGCAAAAGUGUUACGGCCCAGGAAAAAUUGGACGGCCAUCCUCCCCUUCUUGUCAAAGUUCCCAGUGAAGGUGGAACUGAUUGGCCCGAAAGAGUUGGAGAGGAGAGAGAAUCAUCACACAGAAAGGAUUCUGUAUUGGCGACAGCUGAAAAGCAUAAGUUGCCCAGUCAGGAUAAAAGAGAUAGGAACGAUCCAAAUGUAAUUGUGACAUCUCAAUUGUUGGAUGCAAAUGGAUCUGUUACCCCUAGUAAGAAGCAAAGGAAGACCAGAAAAACCAAGGGGUCCACUGGAGAAACUCAGAUUAAAUCAGGUUCUGAGCAUGGAAUUUCUUUGGAUGGACCUCAUGAAGUUGUACAUGGUGACCAUGCCAGUGAUAAAACUAAGGAAGGGGAAAGUAAUCUUUCUCAGAAAAAUGUGAAAGACGUAUCAGAAAAGGAAACGGAGAGUUCUCAUUUUGUUAGGAAAACGGAUAAACCUGAUGGCAAUGAGGUCGAGACCUUGGAGCAAAUUGGAAAACCUCAAGAAAAUGCAGAAAGUAUGAAUCAGAAUAUGAAAAAUAAAUCUAAGAGGAAACAAAGUGCCACGACAAAAAACCUCCUAAAUUUGCAAGCAGAAGGGGAAAAUGUUGGCAUUCUGGAUCCAGCAUUGACAACUGAUAACAAAACAGAGGUAGUAGAUAACACAUGCAGGAACAGUAAGUUGGAAAAAACAACUCCCGUUAAGCAAUCAAAUGGGAAUGCUGUGGAAUCUGAUAAGGAUUAUGGGAUUGAAACUGAUUUGAUCCCUGCACGAUCAAAUUCCAUGUCUAUUGAGUCUAAAGUUCCUUCUCUUUCAUUAGAACAUGUUCCAAAUGGGAGGCCUCUUGAAGCUAACGUAACUGGUAACCCUCCUGCAAAUGGAUGUUCUAAUGAGGGCGAUAACGACAUGGAAGUUUCCUGUGACGGCAAUACGGUCAACUUUGACAAGCAUCUAGUGCCUAGCCAAAGACAGCAUGGAGUUGUUGCUUCUGGCGAAAUGCAUGCCGAAGAGGUGACUGGAACUAAUAGAGUAGAUAAUAAGCCAAAGGAUAAAAAGAAGCGAAAAAAGCUGGAUGUACAUUCAAGCGGUCCAUUCUCUGAUCUGCAAAGUCCACUUAAGUCUAAUGAAAACCAAGGGAUUGGUGGAAAGACUGUAGCUUGCAACUCUAGCUCCAUACAACCACAAGGAUCACUAUCCAAGGGUGAUGACGUUAUGCCUCAGCAUGAAAAAAAGGUUCCAAAGAAAGUUCCUAAAACUGGGACUAAAGCUCCAUCAUCUGAUGUGUCAGGUAAGAUGAAUUCCGUUUCUGAAGCAGCUCGAAAGCACAGUGUUGCCAUGGUUUCUGGGACCAAUACUCGUGCAAGAAAAAAGAAAGAAGUUUCUUCUGUAUCAAAUCCUAACUUGAAAAAAUUGAGCAAUAAAGCUGACCAAAAUAAGAUGGGUAACAAGCGUCAAUCAGGUGUGAACCGAACUCGUGUGGCCGGUGGAAAAGCUUCUGGUAUUGAUCAUGGGGAAGUUGUAAACAGCUUACAAAACAAAAAGUUGUCAGCUAUACCAAGGACAAUAUUCAAGGAUGACAGUAGUGGAAGUUCUGAAGAUGAAGACGAAGUUGACGUUUCACAAGCAAGCACACAAACUCCGUCAGAUUAUUCAUCGUCAUCUAGCUACUCAGAUGGGGAAAGCAAUGCAGAUAUGAGCUCGCCAAGAAGCGGAAAUGCUAGCGUGAUAAAAUCAUGCAGCACUUCAGGCAUAAAGGACCUGAAAUGGACUGAAUUGGCUAAAAGUUCAAGCACAUUCAAGAAGGCUAAAUUUACAGCGUCCCAAUCACCGCCAGAGGAUGAUGAAAUUGUUCCAGACAGUCAGCCUAUCUCCUAG